UCCCAAAAUAUACGGCCCCUUUCGCGUUUGGAUUCUGGCACAAGCUUCCCGAUUCUUUCUCACGCACACGCCCGGCUCCUCCACGAACGUCACGAUAUAUGAGCGCCUAGUUAGGGUGCCUUACAGCACUCAACAUCGAAUUACAAAUCUUUUGGCCGUCGCAAUAUUGCUGGAAGGCCAAAAUGUCCCGUCACCAGUACAUUCGCAAGUUGGACUACGAAGACGCGCUAGACGAGUACGAGGGCUACUCCGAAAAUGAGGAGGAGGAUGAGCUCAGUCCUGAGGAUCGGGCGUUGAUGAGCCAAGGCACUGCUGAAGUCCAAGCGGCCCUUGGAGUUGAGGCUUCCAAAGUUACCGUCGCUCAAAUCGAGGAGGCAUUGUGGCAUUACUACUACGACGUUGACAAGUCAGUCGCCUAUCUCAUCUCCAAAUAUGUCAACCCCCGUCCCAAAGCGACCAAACCGGCAACUCGGCCACCUAAUGGUAAGUCUGUCACUCAUACAUUUGAACCUACAGCGGCAACCUUUUCCCUCGAACUCGGCAAACCGGUGCACUGGGCGGCGAAGUACGUGGACCUGACAGACGCCGGCCUUCAAGCAACGCAGACAUGUCCGGAAAGCUCGACUCCAUCUUUCCAAAUGACAAGGAGCUUGCCACACUUUGGCACCACUUCCCAUGUCCUUCAACCGGCCUCUGAGACUCGAGUGCCGCUAUCAAGCCUCUUCUGGGACAUGCCGUGGGGUAACGUUCCGAAGGAAAGGCAGACUAUUCUUGUCCCACCUUUGGCGCCUCGUGGUGGGCUUCUCGGCGGUUCCGGCGGGCCACCAAAGAUGUCCAAGCUGCAAGCUCUCGCUGCUGCUCGCAAGAAGAAAGCGGAGGAAAAGAAGGCCGUCAACGACAAAGUGGAAGGGGCGCGAGCAAAGAUGGAAGAUCUUGCCGUUGAAGACACACAAUGUGGGGGUAAAAGUGUCCCCUCGAAUGGAUUGUCCAACAAACGUCUCAAAACCUCGGAUCCAAGUCCUGAGGGGCAAUCUGUGCCCGUGUUCGGGCCCAAGCCAACACGGUUAAAAGCAUCACAACCGCUUGAUGUUGGGGCGGCGGCCCCGAGUGGCCAGUUGCAGGCUGUCACGGCCCAGGCUGCAGAAUCAGAGCAGCCAGUCUCCAUGGCCGAACCGUCCACAUUUGCACAACUCCUCUGCGGGGAACCAUCUGCUGCCCACAGGCGAAGGACUCCAGAAAAAGCCGUAUUUGUCGGCUUCGGAUGUGGAUAUGGGGUCGAUAACAAGGGGGAGCCACCCAAAAAACCGUCAACCAGUGUCGAUUGGUUCGACAUUCGCAAGCGCAAAGCCGACGACUCGGACGACUUUGAGGAGGUGGUUGUGCUCUAUCCAAAUCUGCCUCAGUCUGUCAAGGACGUCUUCGCCCAGCCCAGUCCGGAUGACAUAGUUCUUGCGGCUCAGGCCAAGGCCAAAACGAAAGCUGGAGCCAAGACAGCUGAAGCCCAGCCCAAGAAGAAGGGCACCCCAUCUACAGACGCUGUCACAGCCGGAGUGGACGGGUUGAAGAUCAGCGAUGCUCCGCUGCCAAAAAGCAAGAAUCUUAAUGUCCUCUCCGAGUUAGAAAAAAGCAAGCCGAAAAGAAGCGCCAGCUUCGUGGUGGUUGGGCAUGUCGAUGCCGGAAAGAGCACCAUGAUGGGCCGGCUGCUCCUCGAUCUCAAGGUCGUCGACCAGCGCACUGUCGACAAGCUCCAGAAAGAGGCAAAGACCGAAGGCAAAGGCUCGUUCCACCUCGCCUGGGUGCUGGACCAACGCCCGGAAGAGCGCAGCAGGGGGAUCACCAUGGACAUCGCCACCAGGCGCUUCGAAACGGAACGCACCGCCUUCACCAUCCUUGAUGCACCGGGGCAUGCAGAAUACAUCUACAACAUGAUAGCCGGAGCCAGCCAGGCCGACUUCGCCGUCUUAGUCAUCGACGCCAGCACUGAUGCGUUUGAGUCCGGAUUGAAGGGCCAGACCAGGGAACAUUCACUGUUGAUCCGGAGUAUGGGGGUCUCCCGUGUUGUCGUGGCCAUCAACAAACUGGACACUGUCGCCUGGUCGCAAGAACGAUUCAACGAGAUCAAGGAUCAGAUGUCUGGGUUCCUGUCCACGGCAAACUUUCAACCCAAGAACAUCGCGUUUGUCCCCGUUUCUGGGCUAUACGGUGAUAACCUGGUCCACCGAUCCUCAAAUCCGGCAGCGUCGUGGUACACUGGCCCAACGUUGAUCGAGGAGCUGGAAAACUCGGAGCCAAGCACCAGGGCGCUGGAGAAACCCUUGCGAAUGACGGUGUUCGAGGUAUACCGCACCAUGCAGAGCCCUGUAACGGUCUCAGGCCGCAUUGAGGCAGGAUCUUUGCAGAUGGGCGAUGCGUUGCUCGUGCAACCGAGCGGACAGAGGGCCUACGUCAAAUCGAUUCUGUCCAAUGACGCACCCGCUGACUGGGCAGUCGCCGGCCAGAACGUGGUGCUCCACCUCAGCCAGAUCGACCCGAUCCACGUCAGGGAUGGAGACAUCAUAUGCGACCCAGCGAAGCCGGUUCUCCGCGCUGAUACCUUCACAUUGAAGGCGCUGGCUUUUGACAUCUUGAUGCCCAUGCCGGUCGAGGUUCACAGGGGCCGCCUGAACCAGGCCGGCAGGAUCGCAGCCAUUCCGGCGCUCUUGGACAAGACAUCUGGAACAGUGGUCAAGAAGAAACCGAAGAUAGUCAAACCCGGGAUGGUGGCGAGGAUCGUGGUCAAGCUGGAGUCGCAGAUACCGCUAGAGGCGGGGCAAAGAGUGGUUCUGAGGAGUGGCGGGCAGACGGUAGCCGCUGGGUUGUUGGAAUAGAGGUACACCUCUUCCAGCAUUAUUAAUCCUAGUGCGAUACAUGCCCCA
Molecule: messenger RNA, 2915 nt
Organism: Thermothelomyces thermophilus ATCC 42464
Lineage: Eukaryota; Fungi; Ascomycota; Sordariomycetes; Sordariales; Chaetomiaceae
Exons: 2
Coding region: 183-2867 (894 amino acids)
Biological process (GO): translation
Molecular function (GO): GTP binding; GTPase activity
Source: RefSeq, a predicted model, not a curated record